This is a messenger RNA of Cyprinodon variegatus (sheepshead minnow), 2024 nucleotides long. RefSeq names its product hemojuvelin-like (gene hjv). The record is from RefSeq and is a predicted model, not a curated record. Gene Ontology annotation, biological process: BMP signaling pathway. Gene Ontology annotation, cellular component: plasma membrane. Lineage: Eukaryota; Metazoa; Chordata; Actinopteri; Cyprinodontiformes; Cyprinodontidae. The transcript has 2 exons. Gene Ontology annotation, molecular function: coreceptor activity. The coding region runs from base 134 to 1126 and encodes 330 amino acids.
AGCUUCCUGUCGGAUCCUUCGCUGCAACUCUGAGUUUGUUGCUGCAACGGUCCACCUGAGCAGCAGCGGUGCAGAAGCUCUUGGCAAGGACUCAGCAAACUCAGCCUACUGCAGUGCCCUGCGCUCCUACAGCAUGUGCACCAAGAGGAUGGCGCGACCAUGUCGAGGAGACCUAGCUUACCACUCUGCAGUUCAGGGUAUUGAGGACCUGCUCAUCCAGCACCGCUGCCCCCGAGGGGGGCCAACAGCCCAGCCUCGGCCCCAGGCACAGGGCACGGUGUCCGGAGACACCUGCCUCUAUGAGAAGAACCACUUCAGCAGGGAGGGCCAGAUGCCAGAGUACCUGUACUGCAGUAUCUUUGGAGAUCCACAUAUUCGAACGUUUAAUAAUGACUUCCAGACGUGUGCUGUGUCGGGGGCGUGGCCUCUCAUAGACAAUGACUACCUGUAUGUACAGGUCACCAGCAUGCCAGCUAAGGAUGGGAUGUUCUCUACAGUCAUCACUAAGAUUACCGUCAUCUUUAAGAGCUGGCGUCAGUGCACCGACCAGCAGCUGUACCAGGCAGAGCUGGACAACGUUCCCGCUGCUUUCGCAGACGGCUCAGUGUGGAGCGCUGAGCGCCGCGGUGUCCGCAUCCUGACGGUGAGAACCGACAGUCCCGGGUGGCACGCCGAGAUCCAAGCAGCUUACAUUGGUACGCUGAUGGUGGUCCGACAGAGUGGCCGUUCACUCAGCCUGUCGAUCCGCUCGCCCCGCGGCGUCGUAGAGGCCUUUGACCCAGAUCACGACCUGCAGCUCUGCAUGUGGGGCUGCCCCGCCUCCCAGAGGGUGAACACCCUCCACCCCCCAGCGCUGGAUUCUCUAGCAGCAGCCGCUAUUAGAGCGGAGGCUCAUUGUGCUGCGCUCCUUCCUACUCAAGACAUCUACUAUCACGCAUGUGUGUUUGACCUGAUCUCCAGUGGAGACCUGAACUCCAGUAGAGCCGCGGUCAGCGCACUGCAGGACGCCCGAAACAUGAUCAGCAACAGGCAGGGCGUCCACCUACUUCCUGUUGCGGCUGCAGGACAAACGCAACUGAAGAUCCUGCUGCUGCUAGGCAUGCUGGGAAUUCAAGGCGGGGCCUGAAUGGACCUGGAUCUUUUAUGAAACACAACCUGCAACUGAGCUGAGAAGAAUGGGAUGAUUUCAUCACCGUGAGAGAGGUGAAGAGUUGCUAGGAGGUGAAUAAGAGGAAAAGUUACGCAUUUUUCCAGCUUUAGGCAAAACGUAAACAUCCCUGGAGCUGCAACAGGAAACCUCCUCUGGGGAGUCGCUCAUCUGCUGCACAUCAAGAUGAUUUACUGUUUUAUGGUUGGGCGGACUGGGGGGGGGCAAAGGAUCCGUAUUUAUUACUGAUUCAUCAUUAAAAAGUCAUGUUAUUCUUAGUCUGUCAUAAGUUAUUACUUCCAGUCAAAGGUGUUAUUCUUCCUCCCUCCUCUGGUUACGUAUCUGCAGGAGGGGGAAACGUUUCCAUCUGAACCAGAUCUAACCUGAACUACAGAUUUAAGGUUUAAGGAAACUGUUUAGAUUGUGAAGCUGCUGUUGAUCAAGAGAAAUUAGACUGUAAAUCUAUUUCUAUCAUUUCAGAGAUUUUGUUUAAAAGUUGCAUUGAAUUAUAUAAUUCAGAAUGUUAGCAUAAAGCAAAGGAAAAGAGCUAACCUGCUUUGUUCAGCCAUAUGUGGUGUCUGUUAUAGUCUGCCUCUAAUAAACGGACUACAGAAUAUGCCAUUCUAGCCCAGCGGGGCUGUCGGUUUAUUAACAUGGAAACGGAGUCACAAAGAGGAGUGACCUCCUGGCUCAGUCACAGGGAGGGUCUGUGUGGACAAUAGUUCCCAUUGAUAUGGUGUCCAAUGGCAAAAACAUAUAACCUCCCUUCACUAAAAUGUCUAAAUGGUUUCAGGAAAACUCUCAAAACCUCAGAACCUGUAAAGUCGGGCGUACACUCUACGAUUCUUUGCCCUUUUCAAGCCGAUUCUCCAGUUGU